Molecule: messenger RNA, 851 nt
Organism: Octopus sinensis (East Asian common octopus)
Lineage: Eukaryota; Metazoa; Mollusca; Cephalopoda; Octopoda; Octopodidae
Product: zinc finger protein 1 homolog
Exons: 2
Coding region: 446-817 (123 amino acids)
Biological process (GO): regulation of transcription by RNA polymerase II
Molecular function (GO): RNA polymerase II cis-regulatory region sequence-specific DNA binding; DNA-binding transcription factor activity, RNA polymerase II-specific
Source: RefSeq, a predicted model, not a curated record
GAAAUCCGCCUCAUUCCUGAAAUCUCUGAUGCCAGAAUUUCUCUCAAUUCACUCCCAAACACAUUUAUAAUACAUUUCUCAACCACCUGAAGCACUUCUAACAACAACACCAUCCUUUAUAAAGACAUUUCCAAUAUCAGAUGACAUUGGCAUAACUGAAGAUACAUUCUCAUUAUUUAUCAUCUUUUAAAGACCAAAAUAUUGUACAGAACAGAUGUAUAAGAUUGUUUCUGAAAAUGUGUCGUAGAAUUCCACUUUGAAAUGUGUUCUUAGCAAACUUUCUGGACUUCACUGGCUGGAGUGUCUACAAGAUGUGUCUGUGUGGAAUUUAAACUUGGAUAAAUUUACUGGACAGAAAUACAGCAGUUGAAAUAUUUGUAAACAAAACAGUGUAGAGGCAAAGAGAAGGAAAAAAUAUAUCUAUUGUGAUUUUCAAAGAAAUAAAAUGGAAAAUAGUGAGGAACCGAAGGAUUUGACUUUUCUAGAAGACAAAGUGAAGAAGAGACGUAUAUUGUCACAUAAACGUGAUGUCUGUAAAAAGUCCUUCUCUGAAAAGGGUAACUUGAAUAAGCAGAAAUGUAUUCAUACAGGUGAAAAGCCAUUUCACUGUGACAUUUGUGGUAAAUCAUUCUCUACAAAUAGCAAAUUGACUAUACACAAACGUAUUCAUACAGGAGAGAUGCCAUUUCACUGUGAAAUCUGUGGUAAAUCAUUCUCUCAAAAAAUGGAGUUGAUUUCACACCAACGGUUCAUACAGGAGAGAAGCCAUUUCACUGUGACAUCUGUGGUAAAUCGUUCUCUCACAGUAGUACUUUAACUGAUCAUAAACGUAUUCACACAGGAGAGACACC